UAUGGCUGCAGAACAGAAGGUGGGAGGAAAAGUUCAAUUAGAACCAUGCCUUCCUCAGCCCGAUAAUGGGUUUAACAUUUGCAGAGGGUUCCCAGGCAAUAACCCCUGCCAUUCCACACCCUACAAAUUGGGAAUGGCUUUUUGUUGCAGGCUGAGAAAGCACCACACAAAAGGUCCCAGGCAGCACAGCUUUUUCAUGUUUGAAGGGUCGUCAGCCCAGCCCCAUCUGCCUCCCAAAGCAUAUUCCCCUCUUCUCUUUACCUUCCCACAGAUGACACUUCGGACAGCUCUUUUCAGAUGAGAAAACAGACUCAGGUCUUCUCCUUGGACAUGUGGUCCAUUGCUCUUUCCACCAUUCCACACUGCUUCUAAAAACAACAAAAAACCAAGAUGGCAUCUGUUGGGCGGGGCUACAGGGCUUGUGAUGCCGCCCGCUGAACUUUGUGACGCAGCCGCUUGCGGAGACAGGAAGCGGUCGCAGCGCGUCAGGCCCGCCCUCUUCCGCGGCCGCGGUGGGAAUGGAAACAUCUGCCCCACGUGCAGGAAGCCGGGUGGUGGCCACGACAGCGCGCCACUCCGCAGCGUAACCUCGCAGAUCCCCUGCGUGUGUCCUCGCAAGACUAGCUCACCGAAAUGGCCGCGUCCAGUCAAGGAAACGUUGAGGGAGAUAUUGAGUCAGUGGACCUUGCAGAAUUUGCUAAGCAGCAGCCGUGGUGGCGUAAGCUGUUUGGGCCAGAAUCUGGACUCUCAGUCGAAAAGUAUAGCGUGGCAACCCAGCUGUUCAUUGGAGGUGUCACUGGAUGGUGCACGGGUUUUAUAUUCCAGAAGGUUGGAAAGUUGGCUGCAACAGCUGUGGGAGGUGGAUUUUUUCUCCUUCAGCUUGCAAACCAUUCUGGGUACAUCAAAGUUGAUUGGCAACGAGUGGAGAAGGACAUGAAGAAAGCCAAAGAGCAGCUGAAGAUCCGUAAGAGCACUCAGAUACCUAACCAGGUCAGGAGCAAAGCUGAGGAGGUGGUGUCAUUUGUGAAGAAAAAUGUUCUAGUGACUGGGGGAUUUUUCGGAGGCUUUCUGCUUGGCAUGGCAUCCUGAAGAAGAUACCUCAUUUUCAUUGUUCCUGGUUUUUUCCAGCCAGCAGCCUCUACAUUCCAUCAUAGGACAUUGAGUCCUUCCUCCUCUUCUCCCAUGCCUUCCUCCCUGCUGUGGCAAAUCUGAGUGGCUUCUAUAAGCAUCCGUUGGUACAAGUUAAUGUGGCACCAUGAGCCUGACUGGCUUCUAUAAGCAUCUGUUGGCACAAGUUAAUGUGGCACCAUGAUCUUGAUGGCGGCAGAAGAGACAAUAGUCCUUAGCUCUUCUUCCAGUACACCCCCUACUUAGUCAGUCUGUAGGUCAGCAAGAAGGUCCCUCUACCCCUAUGCAAGACACUUACAAGAACACAUUGCAAGAUAGCUGACCGUGGAGGAUGAGUGGAUCCUGAAAUGUUGUCCCAAACUGUUGAUUUGGAAAAGAAAUAAGCACAUAGAUAACCUUAUUGUGUGCUGCAUGGAAAGGAACUGAAUACAAUUGCCUUUAAGCAUUAAAAAAAAAAGGAUGAAAAAUUGGGGUGUCACAUUUGCAAAAUGGAUGGACAAAUGUGGUCAGGGCAGAUCAAGGUAAGGGAUGAUCUGAGGCAAAACUGUGAAGGAUAAACUUUGGUGACCCUUACAUAUUUUUUACCGUUACCCCAGGUGCCCCCUGUUUCCCAACCCCUAAUGCCCAGGACCCUCAUUCUCUACACUUUUGCUAAACAAGGCAACUCUUCUCUGUUGCCCACAUGAGCAGAACCUCAUACUUUGGCUUCCGUGACUCCUUCUAUCCCUUCAAAACGUACCUAUCCCUACCUGUGUUCUUCUCCCUCAAUUUCUCUCUGGGCAACUGAUCUACUUUAACCUGAUCAUUUGACUUCCUAGGAAGUACCUUCCACUCUGAGAGUCAGAAUGCUCUGCAUGUGUGCUAAGGCAUUAAAUGAAGAUUGAAAGUCACUGCUGUGUUACCCCUCUCUGGCAGCACUGCUACUUUGACAAGGGUUCUGUUGACUCAACCUGAAUUCCACAGUGUUGUGAGAGUUUCAGGCACUGCUGCAGCUAAUAGGUACAGCUAUUACUGGGUAGGGACUCCCUCAAUUGGCGCACCACAGUCUAUCCAUCAAAAAUUUCUCAACCAUGGCCCUGGGAUUGAUUGCCCAAAACCCAUUAGAGGACUGCAGGGAUCUGCCAGAAGGUGGGACAUGAGAUAUGAAUACAUUCCUUAAGGCUCUGUAGCCCUGAAAACUCAGCCCCAGAAGAUGAUCUGUGCAGGAGGUUUUGAGCCUAUCCAGGGUACCAGAGACACCAGGAGUACCUCCUCCAGCCAAGACUGACCACAGUCCAGAGAACAAAACCCAGAUAUCAGAAUCUAUCUCUGACACUGGACUCUUCUUUCUUGCAUUGUGGGAAAUGUAAGAACUACUCUUGGAAAGAAACAGUAGAGACCAAGAGACACUGGGAUGGAAGCUGACUGGUUUCAGGGUUCAAAGGUCUGUGUUCCACCCCAACUUGGCCAGUUAUCAGCAGGAGGGGCCAUGAACAAUCCAGAAAAACCCUCUGGGCCUCUGGUUCCCCAUCUGAAAAAUUAAGGAUAGUGAAACUUGCCUUGCCUACUCACAAGUCUGUCCUGAACUCAUGAAACUCUAGCAGCUUUUCUAUCUCCUCAGUUUUUCUAUCACUUAGGUGAAAAACCUGUGGCCUAAGAAAUUAAAUGACCCACUUACCUGUUGUCUUA
Pan troglodytes (chimpanzee) is the source of this 2796-nucleotide messenger RNA. RefSeq names its product FUN14 domain-containing protein 2-like. The record is from RefSeq and is a predicted model, not a curated record. Gene Ontology annotation, cellular component: mitochondrial outer membrane. The transcript has 2 exons. The coding region runs from base 634 to 1089 and encodes 151 amino acids. Gene Ontology annotation, biological process: autophagy of mitochondrion. Lineage: Eukaryota; Metazoa; Chordata; Mammalia; Primates; Hominidae.